AUUUGACAUUUGAUUUAGACUAUAAACAAAUCUUAAAUUUUAUAAUUUUAUUUAUUUUCUUUAAAAUGAAAAUUCAGAUAAUACAGUGUCUUAUACCCACUAUUUAUUUUUUAACUUUAAGCAUUGUUGUAGUUUUGAGUCAUAACUUACAUGCGACAACUCUUAAACCUAAAGAUAUACGAAAUUUUUUAGGAACUCGAACUCCUUAUCGAUUUAAAAAUAACAAAAAUGAUACAAAAAUAUUUUUUCCUGGUUGCAAAGACGCAAAAAUAUGGAUGGUCCUAAGACAUGGAACAAGGCUUCCUAGUGCUAAAGAUAUACUCGGAAUGAACACAAAAUUAAAAGAGUUAAAAUAUGAAAUUUUAUUAAAAAAUAAUCAAGGGAAAGGUCCCUUAAAAGAAGACCAUUUAAAGCUAUUUGUAAACUGGGCCAAUGAUAUUGAAAUAGAGCAAGAGAAAUAUUUGACAUUAGAAGGGCAAUAUGAAAUGAUACAACUUGCAGAGAGGAUGCAAAAGAGAUUUCCGAAUGCUAUUAAACAAGUAUACAAAAGUAAAGACUUUAAGUUCAAAUACACAGCUACACAAAGAGCUCAACAAAGUGCAAGAUAUUUCACAGUAGGAUUAUUUGACAAAAAUAAUUCCCAAAGUGUUGUAUUCGAGCCAGCGCUUAAAGUUGACACAACAUUGCGAUUUUACAAACACUGUGACAAGUGGCUAAAGCAAGUUAAGAAAAAUCCAAAUACAUAUAAGGAGCAAAUAUUGUACGCAAAUAGUACUGAAAUGAAUGUGACGCUACAGUCUAUCUCUAAAAGAUUUGGUCUUGAUAGAGUAUUGCGCUUGGAUACAGUGAGUUUAAUUUAUAAGAUUUGUGGUUAUGAGACAUCGUGGCAUAAGCAUUUCACGUCUCCCUGGUGUCUUGGUUUUGACGAUAUCAAUAUUAAAAUUCUGGAGUAUUAUUAUGAUCUGAAACACUAUUGGCUGGACGGCUAUGGAUUCAGCCUGACGUAUAAACAGGCUUGUAUGUUGUUAAAAAAUAUGUUUGAAAGUAUGAGUAAAAAAGGUCCAAGAGGAACAUUCCUCUUUGCUCACUCCGGUACGUUACUGAAACUGUUAACGCAUUUGCAACUAUACAAGCCAGACUCACAUUUGAGAGGAAACGCCAUGGUCGAAGUCAGGUCGUGGAGAGCUUCAAACAUUGACUGCUUCGCUUCUAACUUAGCUUUUGUUUUAUUCAAGUGCAAAGAUGGAGAUAAAAUAUUAUCGUUGCAUCAAGAAAGAAUAAUAAAACUGCCAAUGUGUGAAGAAGAACUCUGUCCACUUGAAUAUUUAAAGGAAUAUUUCUAUGAAUCAAUUCAUAAUUGUGAUCAUUCUGAUAUGUGCAGGCUUGAUUAGUAAUAUUUUAAUUAAUGGUUAAUCCUUAUAUUAUAUCAGUGUACGCUAUGCCUUAUGUUAUCAAAUAUAUUUUUUGUAUAAAUUAUACAACCAGUUGAAAGUUUGUAUUACAUUUUUACACCAAAAAUAAAAAAAUACAAAAAUACAAAUCAUA
Nymphalis io (European peacock) is the source of this 1545-nucleotide messenger RNA. Its product is annotated as multiple inositol polyphosphate phosphatase 1-like. The record is from RefSeq and is a predicted model, not a curated record. Bases 66 to 1391 code for a protein of 441 amino acids. Gene Ontology annotation, molecular function: acid phosphatase activity; inositol phosphate phosphatase activity. Lineage: Eukaryota; Metazoa; Arthropoda; Insecta; Lepidoptera; Nymphalidae. The transcript is spliced from 9 exons.